ACCCUGCCCUUGCUAGGGUUUGGUUCCUUCCCUCCAUCUCCGAGUGAGGUGGUGGUGGUGGUCCAGCGGGUAAGAAUCGAAAAAAGAAACGGGGGGUUUUGGAGGGAAAUGAGAAGCAACCAUUCGAUAAUCUUUUUCUUCCCCCAACUGCAAUUGAUCUAAUUCACAGAAUUCUUAAGGGGACAUCUUUCGUCAGUUAACUGCAGAAUUUGACAUUGUAAAAAAGGGAAAAUCGAAAGGAAGUGGAGGAGGGAAAAGGGGAAGAAGCCGUUGAAUUGAGAGGAGGGUAGGAGAAGGAGGAGGAGUAGCCAUGGAUACGCGGUUUCCUUACUCCCCGGCGGAAGUCGCCAAGGUGCAGACCGUUCAGUUUGGCAUCCUCAGUCCUGACGAGAUCCGCCAGAUGUCCGUCGUGCAGAUCGAGCACGGCGAGACGAUGGACCGAGGCAAGCCCAAGCCCGCGGGGCUUAGCGAUCCCCGACUUGGUACCAUCGACCGGAAGGUGAAGUGCGAGACGUGCUCCGCAAACAUGGCGGAGUGCCCCGGUCACUUCGGUCACCUGGAGCUUGCCAAGCCGAUGUUCCAUAUCGGGUUCAUAAAGACGGUGCUCGCUAUACUGCGCUGCGUCUGCUUCAAUUGCUCGCACAUUCUUGCUGAUGAGGACGAUCAUCGGUUCAAGCAAGCCUUGAAAGUCAGAAAUCCAAAAUCUCGACUGAAGAAAGUUCUGGAUUGUUGUAAAAACAAACAAAAAUGUGAAGGCGGCAACGACAUAGAUGAGGAUCAAGGACAGGAUCUAGAAGAUGCUCCAAAGAAGAAAAAGCGUGGAGGCUGUGGUGCUAUGCAACCAAAGAUAACAAUUGAAGGUAUGAAGAUGAUUGCAGAAUAUAAGAUUACCAGAAAGAAAUCUGAUGAACAGGAGCAAAUGCUUCCUGAACCAGUUGAAAGAAAGCAGCAGCUGUCUGCUGAAAGGGUUUUGAAUGUCCUGAAACGGAUUAGCGAUGAGGAUUGCUUACUUCUGGGAUUGGACCCGAAGUAUGCUCGUCCUGAUUGGAUGAUUUUGCAGGUCCUUCCCAUUCCCCCUCCUCCUGUGAGGCCAUCUGUGAUGAUGGAUACUUCUUCACGCAGUGAGGAUGAUUUAACUCAUCAGCUGGCAAUGAUCAUUAGACAUAAUGAGAAUCUCAGGAGGCAGGAAAGAAAUGGAGCUCCUGCACAUAUAAUUUCGGAGUUUGCUCAGUUAUUGCAGUUUCACAUUGCAACAUAUUUUGACAAUGAGCUACCUGGUCAACCAAGGGCAACACAAAGAUCCGGAAGGCCUAUUAAAUCUAUUUGCAGUAGACUUAAGGCAAAAGAGGGCCGGAUUAGAGGGAACUUGAUGGGGAAGCGUGUAGAUUUUUCUGCACGUACUGUUAUUACUCCCGAUCCAACUAUUAAUAUUGAUGAACUUGGGGUGCCGUGGAGUAUUGCUCUUAAUCUGACAUAUCCUGAAACUGUUACUCCAUACAACAUUGAAAGGUUGAAGGAACUUGUUGAGAAUGGACCUCAUCCACCACCUGGAAAAACUGGGGCAAAGUACAUCAUUAGGGAAGAUGGACAGCGGGUUGAUCUGCGAUAUUUGAGAAAGAGUAGUGAUCACCAUCUUGAAUUGGGGUAUAAGGUGGAGCGGCAUUUGAUAGAUGGAGACUUUGUCCUUUUCAAUCGGCAACCUAGUCUGCACAAAAUGUCUAUCAUGGGUCAUAGGAUCAAAAUUAUGCCUUACUCUACCUUCCGUCUAAAUUUAUCAGUGACAUCACCAUAUAAUGCUGAUUUUGAUGGGGAUGAAAUGAACAUGCAUGUACCUCAGUCGUUUGAAACAAGAGCAGAAGUCUUGGAGUUGAUGAUGGUACCAAAAUGUAUUGUUUCACCGCAGUCCAAUCGCCCAGUCAUGGGUAUUGUGCAGGAUACACUUCUUGGAUGUAGAAAGAUAACAAAGCGUGACACUUUGAUAGAAAAGGAUGUUUUCAUGAAUAUUUUGAUGUGGUGGGAGGAUUUCGAUGGAAAGAUACCUGCUCCUGCCAUUUUGAAGCCUAGACCUUUGUGGACAGGCAAGCAAGUAUUUAACCUUAUAAUUCCAAAGCAGAUAAAUCUAAUUAGGUACUCAGCAUGGCACUCAGAAUCAGAAACAGGAUUUAUUACCCCUGGAGAUACUUGUGUCCGAAUAGAGAAGGGAGAACUUCUCUCAGGAACUCUCUGUAAGAAAACCAUGGGUACAUCAUCUGGAAGUCUUAUUCAUGUGAUCUGGGAAGAGGUUGGCCCAGAUGCUGCACGCAAGUUUUUGGGGCAUACUCAGUGGCUUGUCAAUUAUUGGCUUCUGCAGAAUGCUUUUAGCAUUGGUAUUGGAGAUACCAUCGCAGACGCUUCCACUAUGGAAAAGAUUAAUGAGACGAUCUCUAAAGCAAAAAAUGAGGUGAAAGAGCUUAUCAAGGCAGCACAGGAGAAGCAGUUGGAAGCUGAACCUGGGCGAACCAUGAUGGAGUCAUUUGAGAACAGAGUCAAUCAGGUGUUGAACAAAGCUCGUGAUGAUGCCGGCAGUAGUGCUCAGAGGAGCUUAUCUGAAAGUAAUAACCUGAAAGCUAUGGUCACUGCAGGAUCUAAAGGAAGUUUUAUUAAUAUUUCACAGAUGACCGCUUGUGUGGGUCAACAGAAUGUGGAGGGAAAGCGAAUUCCUUUUGGUUUCAUUGACCGCACACUGCCACAUUUUACUAAAGAUGAUUAUGGGCCUGAAAGUCGUGGUUUUGUGGAGAACUCCUAUCUUCGUGGGCUGACUCCUCAGGUUUUUUUCCAUGCUAUGGGUGGUAGGGAAGGUUUGAUUGAUACUGCAGUCAAAACUUCAGAGACUGGUUACAUACAGAGGCGUCUUGUAAAAGCUAUGGAAGACAUCAUGGUCAAAUAUGAUGGUACAGUCAGGAACUCGUUAGGAGAUGUGAUUCAGUUUCUUUAUGGGGAAGAUGGUAUGGAUGCUGUAUGGAUUGAAUCCCAGAAGCUAGAUUCAUUAAAAAUGAAAAAGGGAGAGUUUGAUAAGGUUUUCAGAUACGAGUUUGAUGAUGAAAAUUGGGUUCCAAAUUAUAUGCAACCUGAUUUUGUGGAAGACUUGAAAACCAUUCGAGAGUUUCAGAAUGUGUUCCAUGCAGAAGUUCAGAAGCUUGAAGUAGAUAGGCGGCAGCUUGCCACAGAGAUUGCUACCACUGGGGACAAUUCAUGGCCGAUGCCAGUGAAUCUCAAAAGGCUCAUCUGGAAUGCACAAAAGACGUUUAAGGUUGACCUCAGAAGACCAUCUGAUAUGCACCCUAUGGAGAUAGUGGAAGCUGUUGACAAGCUUCAGGAGAGGUUGAAGGUCGUACCUGGUGAGGAUGCAAUGAGUAUGGAGGCUCAAAAGAAUGCUACUCUUUUUUUCAAUAUACUCCUUAGAAGCACAUUUGCGAGCAAGCGUGUGUUGAAGGAGUAUAGGCUUACACGUGAAGCAUUUGACUGGGUCAUUGGUGAGAUUGAGUCUCGCUUUCUGCAGUCACUUGUUGCACCAGGUGAGAUGAUUGGCUGCGUAGCAGCACAAUCUAUUGGUGAACCCGCAACUCAGAUGACAUUAAAUACAUUCCAUUAUGCUGGUGUGAGUGCAAAAAAUGUUACACUUGGUGUGCCUCGCCUCCGAGAAAUCAUAAAUGUUGCCAAGAAAAUCAAAACUCCAUCCCUGUCUGUGUAUCUCAAACCUGAGGUCAGCAAGACCAAGGAGAAGGCCAAAAAUGUGCAGUGUGCCUUAGAGUACACUACUCUUCGAAGUGUGACUCAGGCAACAGAAGUAUGGUAUGAUCCGGAUCCAAUGACCACAAUUAUUGAAGAGGAUAUUGAUUUUGUGAGGUCAUACUAUGAAAUGCCAGAUGAAGAGGUUGCACCAGAAAAGAUUUCUCCUUGGUUGCUUAGGAUAGAACUGAAUAGGGAAAUGAUGGUGGAUAAGAAACUGAGUAUGGCAGAUAUCGCAGAAAAAAUAAACCUUGAGUUUGAUGACGAUUUGACAUGCAUCUUCAAUGACGAUAAUGCGGAAAAGCUUAUCCUCCGUAUACGAAUUAUGAAUGACGAUGCCCCCAAAGGUGAACUGCAAGAUGAGUCUGCAGAAGAUGAUGUCUUCCUCAAGAAAAUUGAAAGCAACAUGUUAACAGAAAUGGCCCUUCGUGGUAUCCCAGACAUCAAUAAAGUGUUUAUCAAGUCUGGCAAGGUAAAUAAGUUCGAUGAAAAUGAAGGAUUUAAACCUGAAGUUGAAUGGAUGCUGGAUACAGAGGGUGUCAAUUUAUUGGCAGUUAUGUGUCAUGAGGAUGUGGAUGCAACAAGAACAACAAGUAACCACUUGAUAGAGGUGAUUGAAGUCCUUGGAAUAGAAGCUGUGAGACGAGCACUGCUGGAUGAGUUGAGAGUUGUUAUAUCAUUUGAUGGGUCUUAUGUGAAUUAUAGACAUCUUGCUAUUCUCUGCGAUACUAUGACUUACCGCGGGCAUCUAAUGGCCAUCACUCGUCAUGGUAUUAACCGUAAUGACACAGGACCUCUGAUGAGGUGUUCAUUUGAGGAAACUGUGGACAUUCUUUUGGAUGCAGCAGUGUAUGCCGAGUCAGACCAUCUAAGAGGUGUUACAGAAAAUAUCAUGCUUGGACAGUUGGCCCCCAUCGGCACGGGGGGCUGUGCUUUGUAUCUGAAUGAUCAAAUGCUACAGCAAGCUAUUGAACUUCAGCUCCCCAGUUACAUGGAAGGCAUGGACUUUGGCAUGACUCCAUCCAGAUCACCCAUCACUGGAACCCCAUUCCAUGAAGGCAUGAUGUCCCCAAGCUACUUGUUUAGCCCAAAUAUCCGUGCAUCACCAAUUACAGAUGCACAGUUCUCUCCAUAUGUUGGUGGCAUGGCUUUCUCACCAUCUUCGUCACCAGGAUACAGUCCAUCAUCUCCUGGAUACAGUCCAUCCUCUCCUGGAUAUAGUCCUACAUCCCCUGGUUAUAGUCCAACUUCUCCUGGAUACAGUCCUACUUCCCCUGGCUAUAGUCCCACUUCUCCAACAUACAGUCCCAGUUCUCCUGGAUAUAGUCCAACAAGUCCUGCAUAUUCACCCACCAGCCCGUCUUACUCUCCCACUUCACCCAGUUAUAGUCCUACAUCUCCAAGUUACAGCCCCACUUCGCCAAGCUAUAGCCCUACAUCCCCAAGUUAUAGCCCUACUUCACCAAGUUAUAGUCCUACUUCUCCCGCUUAUAGUCCUACUUCUCCUGCAUAUAGUCCAACUUCGCCUUCAUAUAGUCCAACAUCACCUUCUUACAGUCCUACCUCACCUACUUACAGUCCAACAUCACCUUCUUAUAGCCCUACUUCUCCUGCCUACAGUCCAACCUCGCCUGGUUAUAGCCCCACUUCACCAAGCUACAGCCCAACAUCACCAAGCUACAGCCCAACUUCUCCAAGCUACAAUCCACCUUCAGCUCGUUACAGUCCAUCCCUGGCAUAUUCACCAAGCAGUCCAAGGAUAUCUCCUUCUAGCCCCUACAGUGCUUCAUCUCCAAAUUACAGCCCUACAUCACCAUCAUAUUCGCCUACAUCUCCAUCACACACGCCACCAAGUCCUACAUAUAGUCCAAGCAGCCCGACCUAUUCUGUUGCCAGUCCAGACUACACUCCAAGUUCUCCACCAUACAGUCCGAGUGCUGGUUACUCCCCCAGUGCGCCUGGAUAUUCUCCCUCAUCGACCAGCCAGUAUACACCACAGUUCAGUAAUAAGGACGAGGGUAGCACUCGGUGACACAAAGCUAAAGGCGUUUCUUGAUUCGUUCAUCUGAAGCGAAGGCUGCGGUGCAUGGCGCAAGUUGAUAGCUUUUGAUGGUUGAGAGGAGCCUUCCAAUCUCGGAUAUCCUGCAAAGUAGCCCAGUUCUUUUCAUCUCGCGUCCUGGAUCAUGGAUGUGCAAGUGUAGUAUUUGAAAUUUCCAUAGCAUUUCGUUUGCUAUGACCCAGUUCAAGGCAGGUUAUGAUUCGACAGGAAGCAUCUACUUCCUGUUAUAAAAUGAUAUUAUAGUGUAUCCCUCUGGUUGAAGCAAUCUGAUAAUUCAUUGACAACCCAUCUACCGUGCGGUUGUUUGAUCUUCC
This is a messenger RNA of Nymphaea colorata (pocket water lily), 6141 nucleotides long. Its product is annotated as DNA-directed RNA polymerase II subunit RPB1-like. Gene Ontology annotation, molecular function: DNA binding. Lineage: Eukaryota; Viridiplantae; Streptophyta; Magnoliopsida; Nymphaeales; Nymphaeaceae. The record is from RefSeq and is a predicted model, not a curated record. Gene Ontology annotation, cellular component: RNA polymerase II, core complex. Gene Ontology annotation, biological process: transcription by RNA polymerase II.